Messenger RNA from Charadrius vociferus (killdeer), 549 nucleotides. It is a transcript of the gene TMEM52B, whose product is annotated as transmembrane protein 52B. Bases 1 to 549 code for a protein of 182 amino acids. The record is from RefSeq and is a predicted model, not a curated record. NCBI's taxonomy places the organism in Eukaryota, Metazoa, Chordata, Aves, Charadriiformes, Charadriidae. The transcript has 5 exons.
AUGCAUAGCCCAGUCAUGAUCUGCUUUGUUUUAGGGUGUUUAUUACGGUUCUCCCAAGUGAGAGGUGAGGAAGGCUGUCUCAACACUGAACUCUGUUCAGGUACAGAGUGGGACCGUUUGUGGUAUAUCUGGCUGGUGGUGGUGAUCGGUGGGCUGUUGCUCCUGUGUGGCCUGGUUUCCGUCUGCGUGAGAUGCUGUUUUCAUUGCCGUCAGACAGGGGAGGAAUCAGGUCCUCAGCCCUACCAGGUCACCGUUAUCGCUUUUGAUCAUGACAACACCCUCCAGAGCACCAUUACCUCUCUCCAUUCUGUGUUUGGGCCUGCUGCCAGGAGGAUAUUAGCAGUGGCACGCUCCCAUAAUACUGCGCAGGGAACGCCACCCCUCUCAGCAUCAGACACUCCUCCAGUCUAUGAAGAAGCUCUGCACAUGAGCAGAUUCACAGUUGCCAAGACAGGGCAGAAAGUGCCAGACCUGGAUCCAGUGCCGGAGGAAAAACUGCAUACAUCUGCUGAGGGCAAGGAUGCCCAUCCAACCCUCCCAGGACACUAG